Molecule: messenger RNA, 248 nt
Organism: Solanum verrucosum
Lineage: Eukaryota; Viridiplantae; Streptophyta; Magnoliopsida; Solanales; Solanaceae
Product: ATP synthase small subunit 6, mitochondrial-like
Exons: 2
Coding region: 81-248 (55 amino acids)
Source: RefSeq, a predicted model, not a curated record
CUUUUGUGUCCCGUUAGACAAACACUAUCGAGGAAAAUUCAACCAAAUCAGAGAGAUAACACAGAAGCCUAAUUUUGGAAAUGAGAAAAUUCGAUCCGUGGCCGAUCUUUUUCCGCCGGGAAUGGAGCCGCAACUGGCCGUUUCUGGUUGGUUUCGCCGUCACCGGCACUAUCAUCACCAAGAUGUCCCUCGGUUUCACUGAGGAGGAUGCAAAGAACUCUCGAUUUGCGCAAAAGCAUAAGAAGUAA